AUGAACUUCAACGAGCUCAUCGAGCGCGCUAAGCUGAACACGGCGCGCGAGCAGGCCGAGCACGCCCGCGUCGAGAAGGAGCGCGCCGAGGCCAAGAAGGCGGCUGCAGCGGCCGAGGCGCGCAAGCAGGCCGAGGCCAAGCGGGUCCUCGAGGAGCGGCGGCGGCAGCGCGAGGAGCGCGAGCGCAAGGAGCACGAGGAGGCGCAGCGCAAGAAGGCCCAGGCGCAGCAGAUGCCCAAGACGACCAACCUGUACGCGCUCAAGCAGGAGCGCAAGAAGCGCGGGCUCGACCCGGACGGCAAGGAGGACCACUUGCUCCCGAGCGCCCGAGCGUCGACCAAGUCGUCAUCGUCCAAGGCGAGCUCGUCGAGCAAGUCCAACGGUUCGAGCUCGAAGGGCAAGGAGAAGGAGGAGCCAGUCGGGUUGACGCGCGAGGAGCGAGCGAGGCGCAAGCAGGCCGCCCUCUUCCGCGACGACGAGCCCUCGAGCGGCUCGUUUGCGCUCGCCAAGGCGCAGCAGCGUGCGUCCUCGGCCCGCCCGUCGCCAGGCGCGAGCGACUCGCCCCGCAACUCGCCCGCCCUCUCCAAGCCGUCGACCUCUCGCCCCUCGUCCUCCUCGACCAGCGCCUCGUCCUCCUCUCUCGCCAAGCCCAAGGCGCCCUCUCGCCCUUCCUCCCUCUCUCGCUCGGCCGGCCCGUCGUCCACCUCGUCCGCCGCCGCACCCGUGGCGAGCGGCAGCUCGACCCGCCAGCGCCUCAUGGCCUCGGUCGGCAAGGGCGUCCCGCAGAAGCUCAACACGGUCAAGCGCGACACUCGCACGAUCGAGGAGAUCGAGCGCGACAUGCGCGCCAAGAAGGGCGCUGCCGCGUCGUCGUCGUCGUCGUCGGGCCUUGCGGGUGCAAAGCCUCAGAACGGCGCGAGCGCAUCGUCGAGCAAGCCGGCAUCACGGCGGCGGUCGGCGUCGCCCUCGUCCGACUCGGCGUCGUCGUCCGAGGACGAGGCUCGCAGGCGCGAGCGCAAGCGGCGCCGCAAGGCGUCGUCGGGCGAAAAGUCGUCGCUCAACCACAAGCAGCGCGACACGAUCUGGGAGAUCAUGGGCGUCAAGCGCAAGCAGUACGACGACUCGGACAGUGAGGGGAGCAGCAACAUGGAGGCGACCGGGCGAGACGUGCUCGAGGAGGAGAGGAAGGCGGCUCGACUCGCGGCGAGGGAGGACGCCGAGGAGCAGGAGCGGCUGCGUCGCGCCGCCGAGCAGAAGAAGGCGCGCAAGGCCGGCCUCGCAUGAGCCGCCUCACGCGUACGACGAGUCGACGAGGCGAGCGCUGGCGGACAAGAGGGCGAGGGCGGCGGUGGCGGACGAGGUGAAGGAUGAGGAGGGGGGUUCUCGCUCGCGCUUUGUCCCUCUCUCUCGAACGACCCGC
Rhodotorula graminis WP1 is the source of this 1420-nucleotide messenger RNA. RefSeq lists its product as uncharacterized. The record is from RefSeq and is a predicted model, not a curated record. Gene Ontology annotation, molecular function: DNA binding; histone binding. Gene Ontology annotation, cellular component: nucleolus. NCBI's taxonomy places the organism in Eukaryota, Fungi, Basidiomycota, Microbotryomycetes, Sporidiobolales, Sporidiobolaceae. Gene Ontology annotation, biological process: regulation of DNA-templated transcription; nucleosome assembly. The coding region runs from base 1 to 1284 and encodes 427 amino acids. The transcript has 4 exons.